Molecule: messenger RNA, 996 nt
Organism: Caenorhabditis remanei
Lineage: Eukaryota; Metazoa; Nematoda; Chromadorea; Rhabditida; Rhabditidae
Exons: 5
Coding region: 1-996 (331 amino acids)
Biological process (GO): positive regulation of DNA-templated transcription
Cellular component (GO): nucleus
Molecular function (GO): DNA-binding transcription factor activity
Source: RefSeq, a predicted model, not a curated record
AUGACAUCAAGAUUGAGCCACCCAUCGAACUCCUACUCCUUCAAUGUGUCCGGACUCAAACCUGAGACCCAAUACAUUGUGGGCCUACGUUUCAAUGCGGAGCCGAAAGAAGCCUACACCUUCCAUCAUGAGAUGGGAUCGUUGGUGCCAUACGUGGUACAUCCCGACCAUGUCAGCACUAUGGAAGUCAGGAUGAGGCUACAAUAUGGAGGAGACCUGGAGAACAGAUCAAUCGACUUUGGAGGAUUGCGCUUUGCCGGAUGUUAUUCUGGGCUCAAGACUUCAAAGGGUUCGAAUGUGAUUCUGCUCGCAAUCCACAGAAGAUGGACUCCAACCAUCACUCUCUACACAGAAGAAUCGGAAGUCAUUCGGGAGUUUCAAUUCCACGAAAUGGAGUUCAUAAGCAAGUUCCCUUAUCACCAGUACCAAGUGUUCGCCAGAAGUCGGGAGAAUCUCGAAGAAGACAACCGAAAAUAUAAAGAGGAGAAGUUCAGGAGAUUGGUCAUAGACAUUCGGGAAUUGGAACGUCUAUCAAAGAUUGUGGCACAGUGGGAGAAGGAGCAGGAAAAGCAACCACAAUGCCCUGGAAAACCUUUCAACAUGUUUCCAAAACCAAGGGAAGAUGGUACCAUAAUCAUCUCGAUUGGAAACUACGUCUACAAUUUCGAAGAUAAGAAAGAGUUCUUCUUAAAGAUUCGAAAGUACCGUCUGUUUGUUACGGAGGAAUCGAUGAAGAAAAAGAUCGAGUCUGAAACUCGAGGACAACGAGAAAACCCAGAAGAAGACUACACGGAAGAUGAAGUCUCAGAGGAGGAAGAGGCGGAGUAUGAGGAGCCAAGAAAAAGAAGAGGAAAAUCAGAGAAGAGGAGAACUUCACAGAAGCAAUCUGGCAGAAGGAAGAAGAAGUUUAGAAAGCUAUUAACUCAGUACUGCUUAUUUGCCAAAAGUCGAGAGAACAUUGAAGAAGACAACCGGAAGUAUAAAGAGCGCUGGUGA